Messenger RNA from Dibothriocephalus latus, 588 nucleotides. The record is from the annotation of a GenBank genome assembly. NCBI's taxonomy places the organism in Eukaryota, Metazoa, Platyhelminthes, Cestoda, Diphyllobothriidea, Diphyllobothriidae.
AUGAAGAAAUGCCCUGACGCGGUUGCCAUUCAGCUGAUGUUCGCUCACCUUCAACUACCCCACAAGGAAGUGACGAUCAAGAAGGACCAAUGGCCGAUCAUUCGAGAGGAGAUUCUCACCAAGAGGGUACCCGCUCUGCGUAUCGAACGUCCAGACGGUGGCCUCACAUGGCUCAACGAGUCCAAGGGUAUUGUUCGUUGCAUUGGUGCGGCCUAUGACCUGCUCGGCAAGGAUGAAAUGGAGAAAUACUAUAUCGUUGAAACAAGCGAGCCGCUGUUUGCCUUCUAUCGGAACAAGAAUUACGUCGAUGACCUAAAGGAACUGAGGAAUAAGCUCUUCGAAGAUUUGACCCCUAUUCUCAGGGCAAAAGGUGAUCAGAAUGACUGUCUGAUGGCUAUGCUGUCUGCUGCACAGAGGUCUGUUGAACUAUGGUCUGCGGCCAUCGCCAUCAGACUUGGCGUUACGCUUUAUCUCCACCUGCCUGCCGCACCAAACCGUCGACCGAAACUGACCAUCAAUUUUGGCUUCUUAACCAUCCACCUACUAGCCAGUUACCUAAAUGUUCUCAUAGUCUGCAAACUAAUCUGA